CCAAAUCAAGAAAAUGGCGGGAGCUGAAAAUGGAGAAAUCGUGGACUCCGCGGCGGACCGGCCCGAAACUCCCAACUCCGAGUCCCAGCUCAGCGGGGACGGCGACAAACCCGAGCGGCUGAGCAAGCUGCCUCUCACCAGGAUCAAGGCCAUGAUGAAACUGGACCCUGACGUCACGCUGGCCAGCCAGGAGUCCGUCUUGCUGAUAUCGAAAGCUACGGAGUUAUUUAUUGAAGCACUGGCGAAGGAGGCAUAUGUACAUGCCAGGCAAGGCAAGAGGAAAACACUUCAGAAGAAAGACAUAGAUAAUUCCAUAGAGGAACUGGACUCCUUUGCUUUCUUGGAAGGGACAUUGGACUGAUUGGGAAAUGUGUGGCAAAGAGUCUGGCUGCUUCACAAUCUUUUAAACUUGGACUGGGACUGAUUCCGACUGAAUAUCAAGAACUCUUACAGAUACUGUACAUUCUUGUUCAAGCAGAAUUUGAACCCUGAGUGUGAAAAACUUUCCUACCUUUGUUAAUAUAAUUAGAUCAUGGGCUAAUUUUGUAAGGAGAGUAUAGCAAACUGCAACAAGAUUCUCAAGAAAGUCUAUGUGGAUGUACUAUUGUAAGGGCUGGAACACAAUUGUUGAGUGUAUUUUCAAAUUAUAUCUAUAAAAGUUGUUCUGUUACAGUUCAUGUAAAUGACUUCAACUGUUGUAAAUAAAGGAGGUCAAGUACAUGCAA
Molecule: messenger RNA, 725 nt
Organism: Branchiostoma belcheri (Belcher's lancelet)
Lineage: Eukaryota; Metazoa; Chordata; Leptocardii; Amphioxiformes; Branchiostomatidae
Product: DNA polymerase epsilon subunit 4-like
Exons: 4
Coding region: 14-361 (115 amino acids)
Cellular component (GO): epsilon DNA polymerase complex; nucleus
Molecular function (GO): protein heterodimerization activity
Source: RefSeq, a predicted model, not a curated record